AUGGAUUUCGAACACUCUGAUUAAUUUACAUAGAGAGUUGAAUAAAUAAUUAGAAAUGUAAGAUUUUAUAGUUAACAUGAAGUUCUUACAUAUUCCAAAAGAAGGCAAUUCUAAUUGGAAAGAACUUUGUUAAAAAUUAGAAUAAUUGUAAACUCAAUUAGUGGAAGCAUAAUUGUAUAAAAUAAUUAAAUAUAAAAAGGAGCAUCCUUUAAUAUUUAAAAUAAAGUUUAGAAGGUAUUCGAGAAGAAUUAUAAUGUGACUUAGAGGGAAUUGAAAUUUAAAGCUUAUAAAAAAAUAUAACAAUUAAAUAAAGUCAUGAAAUAAAUAAUGAAGAUGUUAAAAUAUUUGAAUAAUUAAAUAAAAUUGGAUAGAAUGUUUGUGAAAUAGAAAAAGGUUUAGAGAAUAAAAUUGAUUUGCUUAAUAUUAAGGUAGAGAAGAUUAAAAUAAAUAGAGAUGAAUUACAUGAAUAAUUUAAAUCAUUUGAUGGUAAAUAGAAAUUAUUUAAUUAAAGCUCGAAUGGAAUCUUAAUGGCAAGGUUUAGCUAAUGUUUCUGAUCAAUUUUGGGAAUUUAAAAAGUAAUUUGAAUAGUUUAUGAUGGGAAUAAGUAGAAAAAAAAAUUCUCUUUUUUUGGCAUCUUGA
Molecule: messenger RNA, 639 nt
Organism: Paramecium sonneborni
Lineage: Eukaryota; Ciliophora; Oligohymenophorea; Peniculida; Parameciidae
Source: the annotation of a GenBank genome assembly